Messenger RNA from Tribolium madens (black flour beetle), 1528 nucleotides. Its product is annotated as facilitated trehalose transporter Tret1-like. The transcript has 2 exons. Gene Ontology annotation, cellular component: membrane. NCBI's taxonomy places the organism in Eukaryota, Metazoa, Arthropoda, Insecta, Coleoptera, Tenebrionidae. The record is from RefSeq and is a predicted model, not a curated record. Gene Ontology annotation, biological process: transmembrane transport; carbohydrate transport. Gene Ontology annotation, molecular function: sugar transmembrane transporter activity. Bases 71 to 1444 code for a protein of 457 amino acids.
AUUUAAAAAAGAUAAAGACGAUUUAAUAAAUGGCCCGACAGGAUUAUUUUUCUAGUCAUUUUAAGCAAAAAUGGCCAAAACGACCAAUUUUUACUUUUACUACACGGCGUGCGUGGUGAAUUUGAUUGCUUUCACUGCCGGUCUUGCCUACGGCUUGGCGUCCCCUCUUCUCCCGAGACUCAACGGAAGUGUGGACCCUGAUAACAACCCAUUGGACCCACCCGCAACCCCCUCCGAAGAGUCUCUAAUCGCGUCUUUAGUCUCACUGGGGGCCAUUUUCGGCCCCCUUUUUGCCGGUCUUCCUGUUGAUCAAAUCGGCCGGAAGAAAACUCUCCUAAUCGUGGCUUUGCCCAUGAUUACAUCAUUCCUUAUCAUGGCUUUCGCCCAUUCGGUGGUACUUUUCUACAUUGCGCGUUUGAUAAUGGGUGUGGGGGCUGGAAGCAUCUAUACAAUUUUACCCAUGUACUUAGGUGAAAUCUCCGAGGACCACAAUCGGGGCACUUUAGGGUGUCUCAUGUCGACUUUCAUCGCCUCGGGGUUGCUUUUUGUUUACACAGUGGGGCCUUUUGUCACAAUCCGGAGCUUUUGUUUAAUGUGUUUGGUGCCCCUGGGGGCGUUUUUGGUGUUAUUUGGGGUGUGGGCCCCUGAGACGCCUCAAUUUUUGGCUUUGAAGGGCGACGAGGAGGGUUUGAAGGGGUGUUUAUCCAAAUUGAGGAGUGUGGGGGAGGUUGAUAAGGAGAUUUUGAGGAUUAAGGAGAGUCUCAACCGGAAUCGAGGAGGUUUGAGGGAGUUGUUCCAGUCAAGGGCUAGUCGCAAAGGUUUGGUUAUAACCGUUGGUUUCAUGGUUUUGCAACAACUGGCAGGUAUCAACGCAGUCAAUUCGUACUUGCAUACGAUUUUCGAUGCAACAGGAAGUGGCCUUUCACCGGAAAUCUCCUCAAUCAUUAUAGGAACCGUUCAAGUCUUCACCACGAUGUUAACAUCCUCGCUUGUAGACAAAUCAGGUCGGAGAAUUCUUCUUUUACUUUCAGUGAUCGGUUCAGGUGUUUCUCUUGUUUCACUCGGGUUGUAUUUCCACCUCAAAACCAACAAUUUCCAAGUCGAUACACUCUCCUGGCUUCCAGUAAUGAGUUUAGUUGUUUUUAUUAUCUCGUUUAAUAUCGGUUUGGGGCCGAUUCCUUGGGCCGUCAUGGCGGAAUUGUUCCCACCAAAUGUUAAAUCAAUUGCUUCGACUUUCUCAAGUAUUGUGUGUUUUAUCGGGGCUUUUACUAUCACCUUAUUUUUUCCAUCGUUAGCAGAAGUGCUAGGUAUGGCACAAGCGUUCUGGUUCUUUGCCACUUUUUGUGCCCUGGGGGCCGUUUUCAUCUAUUUUAUCCUACCGGAAACAAAGGGAAAGAGCUUGCAAGAAAUUCAAACGCUUUUGGACAAAAAUUUUAUAAAAUAAAAUACUUUUUUAUUUAUCUAUAAUGAAUUUUAUUGUCUGUGAUAGGAAAUUGCAACUUAACAGUGUUUAAAUAAAUAAUAGCUU